AUGGAACCCACCCCACACAAACCUGAAAGUUUUCGCUCGUCGAAGGCAUUCAUAACCUUUACGGUCGCGUACGCUGUCUUUACCGACUCCUUCUUAUACGGUGCUAUCGUACCGAUGGCCCCCUUUGCUCUGCAAAGACAAGGAUUUGAAGACGGCGAAGUGCAGAAGCUCAUCACGUUGAUGCUCGCACCCUGGGGUUGGCUGUCCGAUCGAUAUCCCCAACGCCGGGUGCCCUUUCUUUUCGGUCUUAUCGUGCUCCUCGUAGCAACGGCUGUGCUAUGGUUCGCGCCUUUUGUCCUACAGAGGGCCAUCCUUGGUCUUGAGAUCUCUGGACGCGGACUGCAGGGAUUUGCAUCUGCGAUCGUCUGGACGACGGCGCUUGCAGUGCUGGUAGAUACAGUCGGUCAAGAAGAGCUAGGAGAGUAUGCUGGCUACAUUGGCCUGGCUUUGAAUCUGGGAAACGUCGCUGGCCCGGUUCUGGGCGGAGUGGACCACGAGUACGGCGGCGUGCACGGCGUUUUCGGCCUCUGCAUGGCCGUUAUUGGGGUCGACGUCGUGCUCCGUUUGAUCAUGAAAGAGAGACAAAGAAAGCCCUUCGCGGUUACGAUGCCCAAUCCCAGCCCUGACUCUGGAUCUGAGUCGAACAAGGAGGCUACAAUCGAGCUGGCCUCUCCCCCGACUUUCUCUACCUCAUCUGCCUUGGAGACUUCUUCUCUGGUUCGACACUCAGUGUCCAAACGUACCAGGAUACCCGUAAUAUUCCGUCUGCUGGGCUCGGCACGCUUCUGCGUCAGCCUUUGGGGCGUUUUCGUCCUCGCGGUUGUCUUCACAGUUUUUGAUACUGUGCUACCAAUCACUGUCGAACGAAUCCUGGGCUGGGACGCAACUGGAGCUGGCCUCAUCUUCCUGCCAUUCUCACUCCCUUCUCUGUUUGGAAUGCUCAUCGGCAGACGGACAGAUCGACGUGGGGGCAGAUGGGUUGUCUUCGCCUCUUUUCUCGUUGCAUGCCCCUGUCUCAUCGCGCUGCGAUUCGUGCGCGAAAAGUCUGCGGCAGAUAUCGCGCUCUUGGUUGUUUUGCUACUGCUGAUCGGCACUUGUGUAACUGUCAUUCUCGAGCCGCUGUUCAGUGAAGUUGGCAGGAGGUCGAAAGAAUUGCAAGAAAUGGAUGCUCGGGCGGGACAUGAUGUUCGGCACGGCUACCAUGCGCAGGCCUACGCGCACUUCAAUAUGGCUUGGUCUCUGGGAAACACUGUCGGUCCGAUCAUGGCCGGCUACAUCAAUGACGCCGCUGGCUGGGGCGGCGUAACUUUGGCUCUAGGUAUACUCUGCGGCUUCAGCGCUGUUCCGCUCGUGCUCUUUUGCGACGGAUGGCUGCUCUCCCAAUGGUGUCUCAGGCGACAGGGGAGGCAGUCCGAAUGA
Messenger RNA from Zasmidium cellare ATCC 36951, 1419 nucleotides. RefSeq lists its product as uncharacterized. Bases 1 to 1419 code for a protein of 472 amino acids. The transcript has 3 exons. NCBI's taxonomy places the organism in Eukaryota, Fungi, Ascomycota, Dothideomycetes, Mycosphaerellales, Mycosphaerellaceae. The record is from RefSeq and is a predicted model, not a curated record. Gene Ontology annotation, biological process: transmembrane transport. Gene Ontology annotation, molecular function: transmembrane transporter activity.